Cuscuta epithymum is the source of this 1899-nucleotide messenger RNA. NCBI's taxonomy places the organism in Eukaryota, Viridiplantae, Streptophyta, Magnoliopsida, Solanales, Convolvulaceae. The record is from the annotation of a GenBank genome assembly.
AAAAAAACACUAUUGUGUGACUCAUAUCAUCUUUUCUAUGACAUCAAAUUUCACCCACCAGAGUUAAAUCCCAGUUAAACUGACAGAAACGCAAUCAGAGCAGCUUCGACCAUAGCAUUAGAUUGAUGAUGAUCAAUCUCCCUUUUCUAUCGUCUUCUGUAACAUUCCUUGAUCGUCCCAAGCCUGCACUUCAAAAUCACAGCAAUGCCGCGAACUCAUUUCGUAAAUUCACUUGCAAUUGGAAUUUCAUGGGCGAAAAUUCUUCAGUUUUACCAACUUUGGUAUCAUCUGGUGGCCGCGGGCGUUUUGAUGCUGCUUUUAAGUCCUUCCCUGGAAAACCAUCCUCUGGACAGCAGGCACUAGAAGUUGAGCAAGUGGAGCAUGAGGUUCGAAGGUUGUUUUCCAACCUCAAUCAAUCAACUUUGAAGAGAGAACCUGGAAGCCUUACCAGUGCAAUUUUUCUUGUUGCUGGCACCAGUAUAGGAGCAGGUAUACUUGCUAUUCCUGCAGUGACACAAGAAUCCGGAUUUAUUGGCUCUGCAGUUACCUGCAUUAUCUGUUGGUUUUAUAUGGUGGUAACUGGGCUACUAAUUGCUGAAGUCAAUGUGAAGACUAUGUCUCAACUAGGUUCCAGUGGUGUGUCCUUGGUGUCAAUGGCCAUGAGAACCCUUGGUAAUACAGGUGUACAGAUUGCUAGCUGGUCAUACAUUUUCAUCCAUUAUGCGCUUCUCGUGGCUUAUGUGGCUCGUUCUUCUGAUUUAUUGACAAGCUUCCUCGACAUUCCUCUGUGUUGAUGGGCAGCAUUAUAAAUGCAGAUGGGAAAGUGGAACACUGUUUACACUCCUUCUGGGUGGCCUUUGCUUCUUUGGAAGCCAGAGAGUCGUUGGAGCGGUUAAUGGUACACUGGUCCUCGGAAUAGUCAUCUCUUUCAUAGCUCUUGUGAUUGUUGCUAGUGAAGAACUGCACUGGGAGGCUCUUUUGAAAGCUAACUUUGAAGCUGCACCUCAAAGUAUACCCAUAAUAGCUCUUUCUUUUGUCUAUCAUAAUGUAGUCCCUGUUGUAUGUACAAAUCUUGAAGGAGACUUGUCAAAAGUGAGGAAUGCAAUUGUUCUGGGAACAGCCAUACCGCUUGCUCUCUUUCUUGUUUGGAAUGGUGUUAUUCUUGGAACAAUAUGUGAUCCUGAAACAGGCUUGGACAAGAUUGGUGACCCAGUGCAGCAGUUAAGAUCUUCAAAUGGAGUUGUUGGGGCAAUAGUUGAUGUCUUCUCACUUUUUGCGAUUGCUACUUCUUACAUUGGAUUUAUCUUGGGCCUCACUGACUUCCUUGCUGACUUGCUCAAAAUCCAACGUGCGGGCAAAAACACCCCAGUGACGUAUCUACUUACUCUGAUUCCUCCAUUGGUACUAUCAUUGCUCAAUCCAGGGAUCUUCUUCAAGGCCUUGGAUUUUGCUGGGACAUAUGGAGUUUUGGUGCUGUUUGGAGUCCUGCCGGCCGCAAUGUGCUGGUCUGAUAGAUAUUCAGAAUCAGGCAAAUCUCAGACAAACGUACCACAACUUGUUCCUGGAGGGAGGCCCUCACUAUUGCUUGUGCUUGGAGGUUCAGCAUAUAUCAUUCUCACACAAAUACUCCACAGCUUUGAACAUUGAACAAUUUGUAAAAACAUUUUGUUAUGGCAAACAUUCAAAAGUUUGUAGAUCUUUAAUGUUACUACUACAAGUGUGAGGUUUUUGUGUUGUAUUACUCUAAUCAAUUACUCCAAGGUAGUUGCCUAAUUGUGAUUAAGGUUUUGGUGACAUGAUCAAUGAUGUUCCACUACUACAUAGAAACACGUUUGUUUUCAACUCAUUAUUGUAUCAUUAUAUUCAUCACCCCCAAGCUACUAGGAUUGCUAUUGAAAA